AUGUCGAUUGGUAAAAUAUCGGAAUUUAAAGUGGCCACAGACAAUUGGAAACUAUAUGUGGAAAGGCUCGAACAAUUCUUUGUUGUGAACAAAAUAUCAAGUGAGCUACAUGUACCUACAUUAAUCACGGUUAUGGGGGCGGAGAGUUAUGAACUACUCGUGAGUUUGUGUACCCCGGAAAAACCCACAUCAAAAACGUUUUUAGAGCUAACAAAAAUUUUGGAAAAUUACCUUCAACCAAAACCCAGCGAGCUGGCUGAAAGAUUUAAAUUCCGACAAAGAAAACAAAGGGACGGUGAAAGUAUAUCAGAAUAUGUAACGGACCUAAAGAAAAUGUCGAAAACUUGCGAGUUUGGUAGCUGGUUGCAAGAUAGUUUGCGCGAUCAGUUCGUAUGCGGUAUCAGUAGUGAAACAAUUCGGCAGAGAUUAUUUGCCGAAAGCAAACUAGACUUUGGCAAGGCUUAUCAAUUAGCCGUGAGUAUGGAGGCGGCGGAGAAGGAUGCAGCCAGCGUCGAUGUGCAUCCGAAAAUAUCUGGAGACUCGAACGCAUCCACAAACUGCUACGCGAUGGUCAGUACAAGACGGACCGGGCGCGCGAUCGGUUGUGACGGCGAGCGGCGCGCGGGCAGUAAGGGCGAGGUCAGGAUGCGUGGCAGAGCAUCCAGGAUAGCAGCAGCAACGCCCACCGGGCCGAGGGUAUCAACAUCGGUGCUGGAUGAUCGACGACGACACCAGCGCGAGUGUCGUGCGUGCGGUAAUGCACACGAUGUAGUGACCUGCAAGUUUGCUCGCUACGUGUGUCGAGUGUGCAAUAAACAAGGGCAUUUACAAAGGAUGUGUCCUUAUCUAGCAGGACAACACAGCCUCAACGUGGUGCAGAGUGAGACUGACAGUUUAUUAAACAGUGAAGGAAGUGACGAGGUAAUGGUUUGCAUUAAUCAAUUAAGCGUUAGUCAUUACAAACCAUUGUUUAUAUCAUUAACAGUACACGGUAGGGAUGUUCAAAUGGAAUGUGAUACAGGCAGUGCCGUUUCAUGUAUUAGCUACGAGUUAUAUAAACAACAAUUCAGUAACCUAAAACUGAAUAUGUGUCCUUUGUUGCUAAGGUACUAUACGGGUGAACAAGUGAAACCUGUAGGUGUGAUAAGGCCUUUAGUAAAGUACAAAGAUAAAGAAAAGCAUCUCGAUUUAUAUGUUAUUAAAAAUGGUAAAAGUAUAUUGUUAGGCAGACAAUGGUUGGCAGAACUCAAUAUACAGUUACCCCCAUUUGGAAGCUUAAACUGUUUAUCGAAUGAUGUUUUUAACUUAAACGAUUUCAGUUCCAGAUAUUGUAAGGUGUUCGCGGACGGCCUGGGACGGUUCACUGGGCCGCCGGUGAGCAUCCGUGUGUGGGAGGGAGCGCAGCCCGUGUUCAUGCGAGCGCGUCCGCUGGCUUAUGCGUUGCGUGCACCCGUGGAGCGCGCACUCGAGCAGCUGGUGGCGGACGGUAUUCUCACACCCGUCGACCGCUCCGACUGGGCGACUCCCAUUGUGCCCGUAGUGAAAAAAGACGGUAACAUUAGGAUUUGCGCCGAUUAUAAGUUAACUUUAAAUAAAGUUAUAGAAGUCGACCGUUAUCCUUUGCCUAGAGUAGAAGACUUACUGGUACGUUUACAAGGGGGGCAGAGGUUCAGUAAAAUUGACCUUUCACAAGCUUACGCACAAUUUGUACUUGACGAAUCUGCCAAAUAUACGGUGAUCAACACACAUAAAGGUUUGUUUAGGUAUAACCGCUUAGUAUACGGCUUAUCAUCAAGCCCUGGCAUUUUUCAAAAACAUUUAGAGCAAUUAUUUAAUCUACCGUAUGUAGGCGUAUUUUUGGACGAUAUAAUUAUUACAGGGCGCAACACAGAGGAGCAUAUUAGUAAUUUACAUAAAGUAUUUGACCGUUUGCAGUCGUACGGACUUCGAGUUAAAAAGGAAAAGUGUGUAUUUUUUGCUGAAUCAGUCAAUUACUUAGGUUAUGUAAUUAGUAACGAUGGUAUUCAAACUUGUCCGGAUAAGAUUAAGGCAAUAGUAGACACUCCCGUUCCUACGAACGUCGAUUUGCCUAUUGUGCUGACGUGUGAUGCGAGUAGCGUGGGUGUAGGUGCAGUGAUCUCGCACCUGACGCCAGAGGGCGAGCGGCCGGUGGCGUAUGCGUCGCGCUCGCUCACGGCUGCAGAGCGAGCCUACUCGCAGAUCGAUCGGGAGGCGCUCGCUAUUGUGUUCGGUGUAAGAAAAUAUCAUCAGUAUCUUUAUGGGCGAAAAUUCAUAUUGCGUACGGACCAUAAACCGUUAACACACAUAUUCGGUAAAAAAACGGGAAUACCGGUUAUGGCCGCUUCACGUAUCCAACGUUGGGCCGUACUUUUAUCUGGUUACGACUACAAUAUCGAAUACGUAACGUCUAAUAAAAAUUGCGCCGACGGUUUAUCAAGAUUACCAAUUUCUUCUAAUAAUAAAAAAACGAUAAAUAGAGAAAUUACUUAUAUUAACUUCGUUGAAAAUUUUUUACCGGUUACUAAUGAGGAUGUUACGAAGGCGACUUCAAAGGAUAUUAUUCUUAGUAGAAUUUUCGCCUAUAUCAAAUCGGGUUGGCCGACAGUUUGCCCUGGUGAAGAGGUUAAACCUUAUUUUGUUAGGCGCAAUGAACUAUAUUUAGAUAACGGAUCGAUUAUGUGGGGGUAUAGAAUGGUAAUACCUUCAUAUUUACGUCCAAUUAUUUUAAAACAACUACACAGCAGCCACAUGGGUAUUGUGAAAACUAAGGGGCUGGCACGGAGUUAUGUGUGGUGGCCGAACAUCGAUGCGGAUGUGGAAGCGCUAUGCCGAAGCUGCGAGACCUGCGCCUCUGAGGCGGACGCCCCGCCGCGCGCGCCUCCUAACCCCUGGCCCUACUUGCCUCCCUGGUCUAGAGUUCACAUAGACUUCCUAGGACCGUAUAAAGGUAAAACUUAUUUAGUUUUAAUAGAUUCGAGCUCGAAAUGGCUUGAAAUUAUUGAAGUAGCGCGAACGAAUGCGACUUCCAUUGUUAAGGUGCUGAGGUCAAUAUUUGCAAGAUUCGGUUUGCCCUUAGAACUAGUGUCUGACCAGGGACCGCCUUUCACAAGUAUUGAAUUUAAAAGUUUUUUGAAAAAUAAUGGCAUUCAGCAAAGGUUUUCACCGGCGUACCACCCUGCAUCUAAUGGGGCAGCGGAAAAUGCUGUUAAGCUGUGUAAGAGGGCAAUUAAAAAGGCUUAUAGGGAUGACGUAGAUAUUGAUACCGCCCUACAAACCUUUUUACUAAGCUAUCGCAACAGUAAGCAAAGCACCACGGGUGAGAGCCCAGCGAUGCUGCUGCAGCGACGUUCCUUGCGUUCACGGUUAGAUUUACUUCGCGGUGGGUACGUGGUGCAAGCGCGUGUGCUCGAUGCUCAGCAGCGUCAAGUCGAAUAUGCGGGUGGUGUUCUGCGUAAUUUCUCUUUGGGAGACACCGUCUGGAGUAGGGACUACGGCACCCGGGAUAAAUGGGUCAAGGGCACGGUAGCCCAGAAAGAAGGUUCUGGAAGAUACGUUCUCGACAAUGGUGACGGUCGACUUAUUAAAAGACAUAUUGAUCAAAUAAGUCGUAGGUCGCGCUUAUCCGAUGUUACCUGUCCAGAUAUCACUAAUGAGGUCGAUGAAAAGGAUGAGGAUGAGUUUGCAGAUGCGUCUUCAGAGUUGCAAACGGAGGUGGCGGUUUCGGCUGGAAAAGAUGACGCGGAUACCGAGCACGUGGCAGAUACGCAAUGUCCCAGCGAGACUGUACCAGGCCCCGCCACUCCUCCACAACCACCGCCACCGUCGCGGCCAGUGACCCGUUCCAGGCGAAUCCGAAAACCCGUAAUUAAAUUCCAAUGUUAG
Parnassius mnemosyne (clouded apollo) is the source of this 3903-nucleotide messenger RNA. The record is from the annotation of a GenBank genome assembly. NCBI's taxonomy places the organism in Eukaryota, Metazoa, Arthropoda, Insecta, Lepidoptera, Papilionidae.